Messenger RNA from Candida tropicalis MYA-3404, 1929 nucleotides. RefSeq lists its product as uncharacterized. The record is from RefSeq and is a predicted model, not a curated record. The coding region runs from base 1 to 1929 and encodes 642 amino acids. Gene Ontology annotation, molecular function: protein binding. The transcript has a single exon. Lineage: Eukaryota; Fungi; Ascomycota; Pichiomycetes; Serinales; Debaryomycetaceae.
AUGGAUGAAUAUAUCAAGAGUACUUUGGAGGUACCUACAAAUAUUAGGCAUUAUCCAAACUCACCGUUACAGUCCAUAGAAAGACUACAUAAACGACCGAUCACCUCCCCUGAAACAAAUAGCAAUAACUUACCAGUUUCCCCUAUAUCACAGGAACUCAUUAAUGACGCAAAUAUGGAUAGAGAAAGUAUAUAUUCAUUUGAUUCCGUCAGUACAAGUGGUAGAUUAUUGGACAGAUUAGGUCUUGAAGAUGAUGAUGAUAAUUAUGACGAUGAUUCUUAUUCAAUGCUCAACAAAAGGGAGAGCAUGGCUUCGAUACAAACCACAGGUAGAUUAUUGGAUAGAUUAGAAUUGGAUGGAUCCAGAAUGCAACCACAAGUCCAGAAUAAAAUGUUACCUCAACAAAGAAAUGUAUUACCCAUUCAACCUGUCAAUAGUUUGGGUGAUAUAAGAGGAUUGAAAAAUCAACUGAGUCCACAAGCCCUACAACGUCGUCUAACUGAAUUACAAAAAGAAAACCAUCGACAUAAUGUAAAAGAGAAAGUGGGUGAAGAAGAAUUAACUAAAGAUGAAUGUAUUAAAAAUGAAGGGAAACCAAACUUAGUUGCAUCGGUUCAAAAGCCCAUUCAAACAACAAUGAAUAACAUCCAACCACCUCAGAAGCCACAACUGGCCCCUGCACAUUUAAAACAUGUCCCCAUGAAUCUUGUGUUUAAAAAUACAAACAACUCGGCGGAAACUAUUAAAUCAGAUGCGGCUUCAUUGAAGAAAGUUGACACUCAAAAAUCACAGACUCCAGAAGGGAAUGGUCCAUCAAGUCUUUCAAAUUCACCUAUGUUAUCUCCAAAUAAUUCUAGUUUCCCAAGUGCUACCAAUUCUCCAGCAAUAAGUGCUGCAUCGUCUACAACUUCGUUAAGAACAUUACAAAAUCAAUAUCAAUCUGAACCAAAUGUGCCAACAUUAUCAUCGUUGGAAAUGAAAACAAGAGCAAAUCGAUCCAAUUCAGUUAGACCUAUUUCACAACGAGUACAAUAUGUCACACGAACACCGUCGGCACCAGCUAUACGAAAAAGAAGUGACGAAAGUACAGAAAGACUCGGUAUGAGAGUUAGAUCAGAUAGUACAAAUUCUAAUUUUCUGACAAAUAGCAUAGAAUCAGCUAGUUCACAAGGAGCAUUAACACCACCACCAUCGUCAUCAGCACAGCAACAACAACAACUUUUAGAUUUAUCUAAUCCAGAGCAGAGAACAAAUUAUGCAUUACAUUUACGCAGUAUUGGGAACCAUCGAGAAGCAUCGUAUCAAUUACAGAUUGCAGCAAAUAUUCCUUUUAAUUAUCCUAAGGCAAUGUUUUUAUAUGCUAUGGCAUUGAAAUAUGGUCAAGGUGUUAAACAAAACGAUCGUCAUGCUAUCAAAUGGCUAACUAAAUGUAUUUUAUUGAGUUCACUGAGUAUCAAUUCUAGUAAUAUUUCAAUCGUGAUUGAUAAAUUAAAUGGGUUACCACUUGAAGAUGUGGUUAGAUUGAUUAUGAAAAAUUUACGAAAUACAGUUGAUAAAGAUGUACACAAGAAUGGACAAGAUCCAUUAAGUUUAUAUCCAAUUUUCCUGAAAUUAACUAAAAAUCAAAUUUCAAAAGUUGUUAGUGUCUCCAGAAGUAAAGGGGAUGUAGUAGCUUGUAGUUAUUUUGAACUUGGUAUAUUAUUAUUCAAUGGAUCAGGGUCAAUAGAGGAUGGAAUUUGUUGUUUAGAAAAAGCAGGAUCUAUGGGGUAUAUUGAUGCUAUGGUUAAACUUGGUGAAAUAUGGAGUCAAAAAUCCAAAUCUCAUAAAAAAGAUUUAAAUAAAGCUGCAGCUUGGUUAAGAUUAGCAGAAUUAUUAGGUGUUAAAGACAUUGGUAACUCAUGGAUUUAUAAAGAUAAAUACAACAAGUAG